AUGGCUCCCUAUAGCGCCACAGAGACCCACAACAACCGCGUCACUGCAGACAGCUGGAUUGCCUUCACGCCGCACCGGAGGCGUGUUACUGCGAUCCUCGAGAAGCUUGGCUCGAAUUCGCAGAGUGCUCAGAGGCGCCUCUGCGUGGUCGGUGCCGGCAACUUGAAUGACGUGGAGCUAUCUCAGCUGCAGCGGAUCUACGCGCACAUCGAACUGAUCGACAUUGACCUGGCCGCGCUGGAGCGAGGCUUACGCAGGCAGAUGGUGGCACCAGACUCGCCCUCCAUCACACUGCGAGGCGUCGACGUGCUCGGCCUGUCCGACGGCAUGAGUGACGACGAUGUGCUGGACGCGCUUGCGAGCGGCAAGGCGGUGGCGGCGAUCUCAAGCUCUGUCGGUCGGUACUGCGACGUCGUGGCGGGGACCGCACUCAUCUCGCAGCUGGCGAUCGCCGUGAAGAAGCUUGUUCUCGCCAGCCUGACGAGACCGGGGGGCGUGGUGGCGCAUGUCUCAGACCUCGCGCGCCGAAGCGACGCACGCGGCCGCGAAAUCUAUUCGGAGGCCGAGAUAGUCGAGUCUCACAUGAAGACGGGCGCGUCAGGCGACUUUUUCGCCGGCACCAACCCCGCAAUGCUCCUGCAAGUCGGGCUCGGUGGCGUGCUCACCGAUGGAUCAUUUUGGAUGGACGGGGGGCAGCCACUGUUUUGGGUGUGGUGCAUCACGUCGACGGAGCAGCAACACCUCGAUGACGGCUGCCUCGUGGCGUACGCCCUCACGUGGCGCGUCACCAGGCAGCCCGUCGACCCACGACUCCUCGGCGAGACUCCCAUGCACUCGCACAACGAUCGCGACGAGCUUUAA
Molecule: messenger RNA, 861 nt
Organism: Emiliania huxleyi CCMP1516
Lineage: Eukaryota; Haptophyta; Isochrysidales; Noelaerhabdaceae
Exons: 4
Coding region: 1-861 (286 amino acids)
Source: RefSeq, a predicted model, not a curated record